This is a messenger RNA of Microtus oregoni (creeping vole), 1742 nucleotides long. Its product is annotated as arylacetamide deacetylase-like. The transcript has 5 exons. Gene Ontology annotation, biological process: positive regulation of triglyceride catabolic process. Gene Ontology annotation, molecular function: triacylglycerol lipase activity; serine hydrolase activity. The coding region runs from base 23 to 1219 and encodes 398 amino acids. The record is from RefSeq and is a predicted model, not a curated record. NCBI's taxonomy places the organism in Eukaryota, Metazoa, Chordata, Mammalia, Rodentia, Cricetidae. Gene Ontology annotation, cellular component: endoplasmic reticulum membrane.
AGUAGAAUGAGCAGAGCCAAACAUGGGGAGAACCAUUUUGCUUCUCAUCACUGUGGUCCUUGUAGCUUAUUAUGUUUAUACCCCUCUUCCAGGUGAUAUUGAAGAGCCUUGGAAACUGACACUCGAAAUAACAACAGAAAACGUAUUCAUGGAUUUGGCUACUCUUGCGGAACUUCUGGGAAUCAGUCAUUUCAUGAGCACAAUACAAUUGUUUAGUAGAUUUCAAGAAGUCCCAGCCACUUCUGAUGAAAAUGUCACUGUAAUAGACACAGCUUUCAACAGUGUUCCUGUUCGCGUAUACAUGCCCAAAAGGAAGUCAGAGACCCUCAGGAGGGGCCUGUUUUAUAUUCACGGUGGUGGCUGGUGUUUGGGGAGUGCAGCUCUUUCUUUGUAUGACCUUCUAGCAAGACAGACAGCUGAUAGACUCGAUGCUAUUGUCGUGUCAACUGACUAUGGCUUGGCCCCCAAAUAUCAUUUCCCACGUCAGUUUGAAGAUGUAUACAGUGCCUUACGAUGGUUCUUACAGGAGGACAUUCUUGAAAGAUAUGGCGUAGAUCCUCGAAGAGUUGGUGUAGCUGGGGACAGUGCUGGUGGGAACUUAGCUGCAGCUGUGACCCAACAGCUCAUACAGGAUCCAGAAGUCAAGACAAAACUCAAGGUUCAGGCCUUAAUAUAUCCUGCGCUUCAGGCUCUUGAUUUAAAUUUACCAUCUUAUCAAGAAGGUUCACAUUUUCCACUUUUAACCCCCUCAUUGAUGGCCAGAUUUUGGAGUGAAUACUUUACUACAGAUCGAACACUGGAGAAAGCCAUGCUUCUCAACCAACAUGUACCUCUGGAAUCCAGCCAUCUGUUGCAACUUGUGAACUGGAGUUCCUUACUCCCUGAGAGAUAUAAGAAAGGUCACAUCUACAAAAGUCCUAUUCCUGGUAGUUCUGAACUGUCUAAAAAGUACCCAGGGUUCCUAGAUGUGAAGGCAUGCCCUCUGUUGGCCAACGACAACACUUUGAGUCACUUACCUCUGACCUAUAUCAUCACUUGUCAGUAUGAUGUCCUAAGAGAUGAUGGACUCAUGUAUGUGACACGGCUCCAGAAUGUUGGAGUUCAGGUGACACAUCACCACAUUGAGGAUGGGUUGCAUGGAGCAUUUACCCUUCAUGGUUAUAAAGUUGCACACAAGAUGCAAAAUCAGUACUUGAGUUGGCUUGUGAAAAAUCUAUAGCAAAACCUGCUCAAUGAUUUGUUGAAGAUACAUAAAUAACAAAAAAAAGAAAUAAACUGGGAAAAACUGAUUUUUGAGGGUUUAUAUCCUGUUUAAAACCUCUGUUGUUCCUAUGGAGUUGGUAGCUUUUGUGUUUUAUUACUGUUAUUUAUUAUUAACAGACAUCUUUCUAUUUUAUCCCUCCUCCUGUAUUUACCUAUAGAAAUACACCCGCUAACCAGGGUUUUAUAUAGGUGUUGACCAUCCAAAUCCAUGUGCUUGUGCUUGUGAAGCAGGUGCUUUACCAAUUGGGCCAUGUGUCAAGGUCGAAAUUCUGUAACAAUUCUACAGUGUACUUUUAGUACCCAUUAUUAUUACACAUGUAAGAAAAAUGGGGCUUAAAGAAGUGAAAAAAUAACAUGUUCUAAAUCUAGAUACCAUUUGUAGAAAUGAUACUCAAGUCCAUGUAAUGGCAACACCAAUGGCUUUAGAUUUGGAAACUAAGCUACAUUUUAUACUCCAUCAUUAAAAUGAAAUUUGAUCA